This is a messenger RNA of Aspergillus melleus, 1230 nucleotides long. Its product is annotated as FAD-dependent oxidoreductase. The transcript is spliced from 2 exons. NCBI's taxonomy places the organism in Eukaryota, Fungi, Ascomycota, Eurotiomycetes, Eurotiales, Aspergillaceae. Gene Ontology annotation, biological process: retrograde transport, endosome to Golgi. Bases 1 to 1230 code for a protein of 409 amino acids. Gene Ontology annotation, molecular function: oxidoreductase activity. Gene Ontology annotation, cellular component: cytoplasm; late endosome. The record is from RefSeq and is a predicted model, not a curated record.
AUGCCUACAAACGAGCGUCGUGACAUUGUCAUCGUCGGUGGUGGUAUCAUUGGCUGCUGCUCGGCAUAUUAUUUGACAAGACACCCGUCAUUCGACCCAUCGCGUCACUCAGUGACGCUCAUCGAAGCCUCUGAGAUUGCCGGAGGUGCGUCUGGUAAGGCCGGUGGCCUUUUGGCGCAAUGGGCAUACCCAAGCAACAUCGUGCCGUUGAGCUACAAACUCCAUGCGGAACUGGCCAAGGAGCACGGUGGAAAGGAUAGAUGGGGCUACAGAGAGGUCAAUUGCGGGCAACUGAUCGCAAAGGGUCGUACGCUGAACGAUAAGAAAGAGGCAACGGGUGGAGAGGCUGGGAGCUCAGUAUCUCUACAGAAGCGAAGCGCAGAUGCUCUGGCGAAGCUGAAGAAGGCAAGAGUCCCACAGGAUCUUGAUUGGAUCGAGCCAGAUCUACUGCGAGGCUACGAGAGCAUGAGUGAUCCCGGAGAAACUGCCCAAGUCCACCCCUACCUCUUCACCACCUCCAUUGCAAAACUUGCCGAAGAGAAAGGCGCAAAGAUCACUCUCGGAUCUGUAACAGGCAUCGGUUAUUCAGGAGAUGCCGUUGAGUCGGUUUCCUACACAGACAAGGAAACGGGCGAAGCCCGUACCAUACCUGCCACGGACAUCGUUGUUGCUGCCGGUCCUUGGACAAGAUCGGUCAUGCCAAACGCCCCAAUCUCCGCGACACGAGCCCACAGUGUGGUCAUUCGACCCACGAGACCAGUCAGUGGAUAUACUUUGUUCACUAACAUUGAGAUACCCGCCAACUUCGACCCAUCGAAACCCUCACGACCGACUGUUGCGCAACCGGAGAUCUACGCCCGCCCCGAUGAAACGGUGUACGCAUGUGGAGAGGGUGACCACGUCGUGCCACUUCCAGCAACUACGGCAGAUGUUGAAGUCGACGAAGCACGAUGCCAGGAUAUCAUCAAUCAGGUUGGUAGCGUCUCAGAUGAGCUACGCGACGGCCAGAUUUGCGCGCGCCAAGCUUGCUACUUGCCCAAUGUCGCGGCUGCGCGCGGAGGUCCGUUAGUCGGCCAUGCCGGGACCAAGGGUUUGUAUCUCGCUGCAGGUCAUACCUGCUGGGGUAUUCAAAAUGCGCCUGGUACGGGCAAGGUUAUUAGCGAGUUUGUCUUUGAUGGACAGGCCAAGAGCGCCAAGAUUUCCUCUCUUGACCCUAGAAACUAUCUUUAG